Candidozyma haemuli is the source of this 1203-nucleotide messenger RNA. RefSeq names its product histidinol-phosphate transaminase (gene HIS5). Gene Ontology annotation, biological process: L-histidine biosynthetic process. The coding region runs from base 1 to 1203 and encodes 400 amino acids. Lineage: Eukaryota; Fungi; Ascomycota; Pichiomycetes; Serinales; Metschnikowiaceae. The transcript has a single exon. The record is from RefSeq and is a predicted model, not a curated record. Gene Ontology annotation, molecular function: L-histidinol-phosphate:2-oxoglutarate transaminase activity; pyridoxal phosphate binding.
AUGUCGUUCAACCUAGAAACCCUCAUUCGCCCAAAUAUACGUACUUUGGAGCCCUACAGGUGUGCCAGAGACGACUUCAAAGAAGGUAUACUUUUGGACGCCAACGAAAACACCCAUGGCCCGGCUCUUUCCAAUAUCUCCAGCUGGGAACUGGCUUUGGAGCUUAACAGGUACCCGGACCCCCACCAGUUGGAAUUGAAGCAGCAGAUCGCCAAUUUCAGGAAUUCGGCGCCAAACCAGCUUAUAGAGAGUUCUACGGGAAAGCUCCAGGCAGACAACUUGUGUCUUGGAGUGGGUUCUGAUGAGAGUAUAGAUAUGUUGUUGAGGUGUGUUUGCACGCCAGGCAAGGAUAAGCUCUUGGUGUGUCCGCCAACAUAUGGAAUGUACUCGAUUUGUGCUACUGUUAAUGAUGUGGAGAUGGUGAAGGUGCCAUUGACGACGCCUGAGUUUCAGAUUGACGUGGAUGGUAUACUUGCUAAGCUUACUGGGGACCCAAGCAUUAAGCUUAUCUAUAUCACGUCUCCAGGUAACCCUACGGCUAAGCUUAUUGAUUGUGAUUUGAUUGUGGAUUUGCUUACAAAGGCCCAGCAGAAGUGGAACGGGUUGGUGGUUGUUGACGAAGCUUAUAUUGAUUUCGUGGACCCUAAGGCUGCCAAUACGUCUCAGAGUGUAUCUACGUUGGUUAACCAGUUUCCAAACCUUGUGGUUUUGCAGACGUUAUCUAAAUCGUUUGGUCUUGCUGGUGUCAGAUUGGGUAUUACUUAUUCCACUCCAGGCUUGUCCAAGUACUUGAACGCCAUGAAGUAUCCAUAUAACAUCUCUUCCUUGACAUCUGCAGUGGCCGUGAGGUCUACUCAGGCAGAGGAUGGAUUAAAGGUGAUGCAAAACUACGUGACGAAAAUCAAAGACGAAAGAGCUAAGCUUCUUGAACAGGUCCAGAAAAUCCCAGGCAUUGGCAAAAAUAUCGGCGGUUUGGACGCCAACUUCUUGCUUAUACAGAUCUUGGACUCUGCUGGUGAACCAUCUAACGAAGUGGCUGCGAAAUUGUAUAAUACCUUGGCUGUGGACAACGGCGUGGUUGUGAGGUUCAGGGGCAAAGAGUUGAACUGUACGGGCGCUUUGAGACUCUCCAUUGGCACCGAAGAAGAAAAUAAGGUGUUGUUGGAGAAGAUUGCCCAGUGUCUUCCCCAGUUGAGACAGUAG